Galendromus occidentalis (western predatory mite) is the source of this 3238-nucleotide messenger RNA. RefSeq names its product ras-associated and pleckstrin homology domains-containing protein pico. The record is from RefSeq and is a predicted model, not a curated record. Gene Ontology annotation, biological process: signal transduction. The coding region runs from base 1 to 3210 and encodes 1069 amino acids. NCBI's taxonomy places the organism in Eukaryota, Metazoa, Arthropoda, Arachnida, Mesostigmata, Phytoseiidae. The transcript has 10 exons.
AUGUUGAAGUGGUGUUCGAGCAGUAGUACUUCCGGCAGCAGUACGUGCGGGAGUACGUGUGACAAAAAGGAUGACUCCUUGAGUCUCGACCUGGAAGAUGACGAAUCGGGACCUGCUCGAGGAUCGAGUGGAGAACCAUCCCAGGUCGCCAGAUUGGAUUCGUACAGUUUCUCCAUGUUGAACUUGCAAGAGAGCCAGGAUAAUGAGCUGGAUGCAAUCCUCGGAGAGCUCUGUGCACUCGGCUCCCAAUUUGAGAAAGAGCUGCACGGACUCAGAGCCGCUACUGAGGAAUCGCCUCCGGCCACCACUAAUUUGAAGAAGGAUCCAAAACCCACAGCAUCAGCUCCACUUAAAGCUCCUGAAUCUGUCAGCACUAUCGCCCCCACGCGAAGCGAUGGUCGAACUGACAGUCCCGAUAACGAUUCGGCCUUCUCGGACUCCAUAUCGAUGCUCUCCGGCGAGUCUUCGGCGUCUUCCGGAGCACGGACGUCCUCGUCGCAAGAGAGUAGUAAGCAAGAAGGCACACUUGGAAUAAACGAGGAGCUCGCCACAGCGGUCGGUCUCCACGAAGUGCAAACAACUCAGACGGAUCAAGCAGCGCAAGUCAAAAAAGAAAAAAUCAAAUUGGCUCUACAAAAACUCAAGGAAGCCAGUAUCCGCAAGCUCUUCAUCAAAGUUUUUUGUUCCGAUGGCUCGGCAAAAAGUCUGCUCGUUGAUGACACGAUGUCCGUAGCGUACUUGACAAAGUUACUCGCCGAGAAAAGUCAUGUCAAUAUGGAUCCGAAAUGGGCUCUGGUAGAAACCAUUCCAGAAUUGUAUAUGGAGCGUGUCUAUGAAGAACACGAAAACCUCGUGGAAAACCUGCUCCUCUGGACACGGGACUCGUGCAAUAGGAUCCUGUUCGAGGAACGAUCGCUGAAGUACGAUGUCUUCGCCAAGCCCGAGAAAUACCUCGCGGACUCGUGCACCCAAACCCAGUUGGACAUCGACGAAGACCAGAGAACGGGAUUGAUUGAGGAGUUCUUCCUGUCGCCUGGCACUUCAGGAGUUUCUGUUCCUGAAGUGGAAGGUCAGCUUUACCUCAAGUCUGAGGGCAAGAAACACUGGAAGAAGCAUUUCUUCGUUUUGCGUGCAUCUGGACUGUACUAUUGCCCGAAAGGAAAGUCCAAACUGCCCAAGGAUCUCGUGUGUUUGACAACUUUCGAAAUGAACUGCGUCUACUUCGGCGUAGGCUGGAAGAAGAAGUACAAAGCGCCAUCAGAGUUCGGAUUCGCGAUGAAGCAUCCCCAGAUUCAGAGCAAAUCCUGCAAGAACAUCAAGUACCUAUGUGCGGAUGACCUUCCCACUCUCAACAAGUGGGUGACGGGGAUCCGUAUCGCAAAAUACGGCCGACAGAUCAAGGACAACUACGAUGCUAUACAACGGGACAUCGUUGAAGCCGACCUCGAGAAGUUAGCGUACCACAGGUCGUUCUCAGUCUCAUCGAUGGCGAAACAGCUCGCCGUGAGUCCAGACAGUUCGAGCAAUUCCAGCAGUCCAACCGACGUAACUCAGCAGCCGAAGCUCCGCCACAGCGCUUCGACAGGAUCGGAUUCCACCCUUCUGGGCGAAACGAGUCCCGAAAUUCCAGUGAGCACCGCACAACCACAAGCCCCUUCGAGUCUACGGCGAAGAGACUCAAUCGCUUCGUCCAGCGGUGGAUCUUCCAGCAUAGGCAGUAUGUCGUCCGAUCGUUCUUCCGUGGCGUCCGACCCGGCCGUGGUCUUUGAUCUCGACUUCCCGGGCGGUACGAUCAAGCGCAAACCAAAUCUCACACCCCGUCUGCCGCUCACAAGCACCACUAGGAGCCUCGUGAAGGAUUCGAGCAGUGCCAGUGGGGUGGGCUCUUCCCUCGACGACAGCGUUUCUAUCGUCUCCGGCUCGUCGUUCGGUUCCGGCGGCAGUCUGGGUCGAACGGCCGGGCUCCGGUUUUCGCUUAGGAGAUCACACACCGACGAGCAAAUGACUGCUACCCUGGCACGACUCAAACAACGCCAACCUCUGAACGUGGCCUCGCCCACGGCCCCCAUGGUCGCCAGCAAGGGACCUUUGACGCCAACGAAAGCGAUACAGCUCUUACCGAUGCCACCAGUGGAUGCCUCGAGUCUCGAAGACAUUUCCGAGGCCAGUCAGGCGACCCCUAGGGCGUCGCCUCAGCACCGUCCGGUCGCUCCACUCACCGCCAAGAACCUCGAAAAAUUAGCCCAGGACCUGGCUGCCCAAUGUAGAACAGACCUAACCAGUCUAGGCCCCGCUCCCAAGAAGACACCAUCGGUUAUAUACGCGGAACCGAGUUUGUCGAAAAUACAGGAGAUCGUUGCUACGGCGAACGGACAAUCUUGUACGAAUCCUGCGAGCUUAUCGUCUCACUACCAAGCGACUUCGAACCUGGGGUGCGUAUCGUCGGCUCUCGGAGCGAGUACGACAUCGAUCGACUCGUUGCCUCCGCCACCCCCUCCGAUGCCUCUGGGGGACCAGACGUCGUGGCCUUCGACGUCCUCGUUAUGUUCCUUGCCGCCACCUCCUUCGAACUUGGCUACGCCGACAAAUAGUCCGCCCUUCUCGAACCAAACGACGCCCACCGUCGGUUCCCCUAUGUGUGGCAGCAACCAAGCAACUCCAACGAACGAGCGUGUGGGUCUACCAAGAGAAGUUGCUCCGUCAUGGCUGAACAGGGCAUCUUCUUUGUGCGGAUCCCCGUCUCGCGCGAAGCCCGCCCCUCCACGCAGAAGUGAGACUACAAGAUUGUCGUCGCCCGGUAAACGCGUGCAAUUCAAUGAACAGCGCAUUGAUACGAGCCCUUCAUCGAUGAUCAGUCCCCCUGACGAAUUCCUUCGAGAUCUUCAUCGUGUGAUGGACAAGAAAUGGAAAGUUGCUCAGACACUUACCACGAUGCAGGAUCACACCGCGCACCAGAUUUUGGGCUUUCGAGACCCUCGAGUUCUCAGCGAGGAGGAAAGGAGCGUUACCACUCCGUUGCGAGGGAUCCUUGUUCAGGAGCCCGAGCGUAACAAUCGUAUUCCGAAACAAGUUCGCCUAGAUCUCCCAGGACUUGUGUGCAAUUCGCCAAAGGCCAAACCGCCACCACCAAAGCGCAGCGACACUACCCAGCUUUCGUGUACGCUGCAAUCACCGGCGAGUCCCAUCGGACAGCGACUCGGCAUCUACUAGAUGAGGCCCGAUGAGAUCGAGUCGAGUU